Messenger RNA from Anopheles nili, 2385 nucleotides. Its product is annotated as protein Wnt-5-like. The record is from RefSeq and is a predicted model, not a curated record. Gene Ontology annotation, cellular component: extracellular region. Bases 1 to 2385 code for a protein of 794 amino acids. The transcript has 4 exons. Lineage: Eukaryota; Metazoa; Arthropoda; Insecta; Diptera; Culicidae. Gene Ontology annotation, biological process: cell fate commitment; canonical Wnt signaling pathway; neuron differentiation. Gene Ontology annotation, molecular function: frizzled binding; cytokine activity.
AUGGCAUUUGACAGUAGUCGCUGUUGGAUUACAUUAUUGUGCAUUGGCACGUUCUACAUGAGCGUAAGCAGCAACGUGCUUGGUGUGUCACUGGGGCAAGGACUUCCAACAUGGAUAUCGUUGGGAAUCAAAUCUCCUUUUAUUGUGUUCCGUGUUGAGCAAGAAGUGCUCUCAAACAACAGUGUACUGCUUAAUCUGACUGAUAUAAGGAACAAACUGAAAUCGGUACAUAAUCUCGAUCAUUUUAUCCGGCCAAUUGACAGUAACAAUGAAAGGAAAAUCCCUAAAAAAGACCACAUUGUCUCCAACAAUCAAGGCGGAAGGCUAGCAAAUGGAGGUACUGUUUCAUCACCUGCUGCGCCACCAGUGUUUAGUGCUGAAAGUGCGUUUGGCGGAGGCAACAUAUCGAUAACCUUCCUCACAACAGUGGUUCCGUCGUUUGUAAACCAUUUUGAAAAAAGCAGUAGCGAUGGCGGAGGACAUGAAGCAAGCCCCAUAUUACCAAUAAAGGGCAAAUAUGCUUCGUCAAGCAAUAUAGGCUCUACGGACCACAUGAUUUCCGAUGACGAUGGAGGUGGUGGGAAAAAGGAACGAAAAUACAUUAUUCCUCUAGCGCUGAAAACCUCAACAAACGAAAAAGAAAAAACAUCAUCAGUUUUCCAUGGAUCAUCUACCAAUAUCGAUGACCUGAAGCGACACAUUUUGAUGUUGCAAAAUCUUACUCAAUCGGAUAAAAACUUUCAAAGCAAAUUUGUAGUGUUUCCUUCGCUGCAGAAAAACGGUACGAUUUCCUCUUCGAUGCAGCCGGUUUCGCGCCAGACGCCGGUGUUGUUGCCAUCGGUUACGUUGCCACCACGCCAAAUACCAGUGGCAUCCACUGCCACUGACUAUCGAAGUUUUGUUUCACCAAAUCGUGGACAAAACACAACGGGAGAAGCAUAUACCACAAAUAAUCGAUCGGCGCAGCGGACUCCGGGUUCCAUUCCGAUCAAUAUGCCAAAGAAAGUAUUUCCCGAUUCACACGACAUACUGUCCGACAGAAAGGAAGGAGAACUAGAGAUGUACAAAAUGGAAAAAAUCACAAUUGUGCCCCAAGUAUUUCUGCAAAAUGAUCAAACAAGUGAAACUGUCAGCGAUAAGCGGGAAAACAGAAACAUAUAUGCCAGCAGAGCUGUUGCUGAAAGCGGUAAGGUAUCGCCGACAUCGCAGAUUGGGAAUUCAGAAGAUUACUCAAGAAUUCGCGAAACGAAGGAAAGAACUGCUGUACGGAAGUUUGUACAUAAAUCAAUGGCAUCUGUUAAUGACAGAACCGAAAGCCAAGAAGGAACAGGAGGCGUUCGUGAUAGAACUGUAAACAGUAAAAUUGGUAUUACGACUCCACGCAUGAGUGUUAUUACGAGUAGAAGAAAAGAAACGCCAAUCAGUGCAGGAUCAGUGGAGAUCGGCAAGCAACGGUGGGAUAUGAAUGGGCCACUAUUAAAUGGAUCAUCCUUAUUGAUAGAGGCCAACGCAACGAGUAAAGGAAAAAAGAAACAACGUAAAAACGGUCGCCGUCGAGGAGGAAAGCAAACCGUCAAAUUCAAUGAUGCAAAAGAAGUACCCAAAACGGUAAUAUUGAAUGAUGAUGCUUCAAUACUGGAUGAAAUCGGCGAACGUACUAGUAGUGACGUGGGCCGAAUAGAGUUGAGCGAAAAACCAAAGCCAGGACGAAUUGCCGGAAGCCGGAAAAGAGCUUCGUCCUCACGAGUGCGCCGCAACGAUAAUAAUAGGAGACAACAGUUAUUGAGUAAACAGCAGUACUAUGCGACAAUAGGAAGAGUGCAUCAAACGAGUAAAACUGAACGUCACGAUAGUCAAGCAAUGAUGGGUUCGAUGGAAUCCUUGGUCAGUACGAUCGACACGUUUACGGACGAGGAUUCCGUGGAUAUCUACAAUAGAAGUCAACAUAAUCGUAAUCGAACGUCACCUGGGGAUGGCAAUGAGAAAGAUAUUGUGGAUUUGAAUCCGAAUCUAUGCUACACGCUUAGUGCUCUGAGCGGCGGACAGCAGAAAUUAUGCGCCCAGCACACGAGUAUUAUGCCGGCUAUAAGUCGAGGAGCACGUGCGGCAAUACAGGAAUGUAAACACCAGUUCCGCAAUCGGAGAUGGAACUGCAGUAUCGUCAAUGACGAAUCUGUAUUUGGUCCUGUAUCAAACAUAGGAUCUCCAGAGAUGGCAUUCGUUUAUGCCAUGGCUGCAGCAGCAGCGUCCAGCUUUAUUGCACGAGCUUGUCGUGAUGGUCAAUUGGCUUCUUGUGGAUGCUCUCGAAGCAGUCGACCCUCAAAGCUAAAUGAAGACUGGACUUGGGGUGGUUGCGGUGAUGAUAUGGAAUAUGGCUACAAGUGA